UCAAGACGUGACCACGCCCCCUUGGAAUACUCUGUGUCCUUCCCGCUUGUGCCCUUAGUUGGACUGACGUAGCAGCAUUUCCGGUUCCUUCUUCUAGCUGCCUGUGACAUUGAGGUAGAUUUGCGGACAGUGAGCUGUUGCCAACAUGUCGGACGAUAUUAAAACAAAGAUCCAGAACUUCAAAACUGCACCUUUUGAUGCACGCUUUCCCAAUCAGAACCAGACUAGACACUGUUUUCAGAACUAUACAGAUUAUUUCCGCUGCCAGAAGUCUCUGACAAGUAAAGGAAAAGAUCCUGAGCCCUGCGAGUGGUACCGUCGUGUGUAUAAAUCUAUGUGCCCCAUCUCAUGGGUGGAAAAAUGGGAUGAGCAGAGGGACGCAGGUACAUUCCCAUGCAAAAUCUGAGUGGCACAUACCCAUCUGAAUUGUACUCAUCUGGUAGUCAGAAGAAUCCUUGAUGCUUGAAUGGUGUUGAUGCAGGAUAUCGUCCAUUUUAAACUAUUUGCAUCUGUUCGCUCAAUGGAGAGCUUCUAGUAAAUUUUGAUUUAUAUGUCAAUAAAAUGUCUUCAAAAUAGACCCUA
Bombina bombina (fire-bellied toad) is the source of this 582-nucleotide messenger RNA. Its product is annotated as cytochrome c oxidase subunit 6B1. The record is from RefSeq and is a predicted model, not a curated record. The transcript is spliced from 4 exons. Gene Ontology annotation, cellular component: mitochondrion; respiratory chain complex IV. The coding region runs from base 146 to 406 and encodes 86 amino acids. Lineage: Eukaryota; Metazoa; Chordata; Amphibia; Anura; Bombinatoridae.